GGCUCCUACGGAGUGGUGAAGCUGGCUUACAACGAGGAUGAUAACACCUACUAUGCAAUGAAGGUUCUCUCCAAAAAGAAGCUGAUGAGACAGGCGGGGUUCCCCCGCCGCCCACCGCCCCGCGGGGCCAAAGCUGCCUCCGAGGGCUGCGUGCAGCCCAAAGGGCCCAUCGAACAGGUCUACCAGGAGAUCGCCAUCCUGAAGAAGCUGGACCACCCCAACGUGGUGAAGCUGGUGGAGGUCCUGGAUGACCCCAGCGAGGACCACCUGUAUAUGGUGUUUGAGCUGGUGAAGCAAGGCCCCGUGAUGGAAAUCCCAACCUUGAAACCUCUCAGUGAGGACCAGGCUCGGUUCUACUUCCAGGAUCUGAUCAAGGGCAUCGAAUACUUGCACUAUCAGAAGAUAAUCCACCGGGAUAUCAAACCUUCCAACCUGCUCGUGGGGGAAGACGGGCACGUCAAGAUCGCCGACUUCGGAGUGAGCAACGAGUUCAAGGGAGCCGAUGCCCUCUUAACCAACACAGUGGGCACCCCUGCCUUCAUGGCCCCGGAGACACUCUCGGAAACCAGGAAAAUCUUUUCCGGAAAGGCUUUGGAUGUCUGGGCCAUGGGGAUCACGCUGUACUGCUUCGUGUUUGGGCAGUGCCCUUUCAUGGAUGAAAGGAUCCUGAGUUUACACAACAAAAUCAAGACCCAAACAUUGGAGUUUCCAGACCAACCAGAAGUUACAGACUUCUUGAAGGAUUUGAUUACACGGAUGCUGGAUAAAAAUCCUGAAUCUAGGAUUUCGGUCCCAGAAAUCAAGGAAAGUACUGUGCAACAGCCUUUCGCAGGAGAUUUCUGGUCCUCCGCCCCUGCAGGAGCCUGGAAGGGGCGAGAAGCUGAGAAAAUGGAGACUAAGUUGCACCCUUGGGUCACGAAGAACGGAGCGGAGGUGCUGCCCACGGAGGAUGAGAACUGCACCCUCGUCGAGGUGACGGAGGAGGAGGUGGAGAAUUCGGUCAAGCACAUCCCCAGCCUGGCUACCGUGAUUUUGGUUAAAACGAUGAUCCGGAAGCGAUCCUUUGGGAACCCGUUCGAGGGGAGCAGGAGGGAGGAGCGGUCGUUGUCUGCCCCUGGGAACCUGCUGCCGAAACAAGGCAGUGAAGAUAAUCUGAAAUGCAAUGACUUGCCCAACGUGGGAGAGGAGGAACUUCUUUCGUGA
Messenger RNA from Tauraco erythrolophus (red-crested turaco), 1203 nucleotides. NCBI's taxonomy places the organism in Eukaryota, Metazoa, Chordata, Aves, Musophagiformes, Musophagidae. The record is from RefSeq and is a predicted model, not a curated record.